Messenger RNA from Triticum aestivum (bread wheat), 1110 nucleotides. Its product is annotated as probable xyloglucan galactosyltransferase GT19. The record is from RefSeq and is a predicted model, not a curated record. The coding region runs from base 1 to 984 and encodes 327 amino acids. Gene Ontology annotation, molecular function: glycosyltransferase activity. NCBI's taxonomy places the organism in Eukaryota, Viridiplantae, Streptophyta, Magnoliopsida, Poales, Poaceae. The transcript has 2 exons.
AUGGAUGAUGUGCCAUGUUUCAAGCCAGAAUCCAGCCUAAAUGACCAACAAACACCAUCUCUGCAGCAGCAGCUUGCGGAGGAUCUACAGCAGCUCCGGCGGCCGCCACACCUGAAUGAGACCGGAGCAGCAGCUCCGAUGGCGACCGCCACAUCCCCUGACCUGCAUUCCUCGCCUUUACGCUGGCAAACCUUGUCCUCCUCCUCGCUGCUCCGCCGCCCCGAGUUCGACAACUUCACCUUCCUCACGCUCGAGUCCCGCGCGUGGCCGUGGCAGGAGCACGCCGUGCCGCACCCGACGUCCUUCCACCCAUCGUCGCUCCCGCGGCUCCGCGCAUGGAUCGCCCGCGCGCGCCGCUCGCGCCGCACGGCGCUGAUGCUCUACGCCGGCACCGUGUCCAGGCCGUCCCGCCCCAACAUCCGGAGCUUCAUCCUCGCCGAGUGCGCGAACCGCACCGACACAUGCACCGUCGUCGACUGCCAUGGCGGGUCCUGCGCGCUCGACCCGGUGCGCUCCAUGCGGCCCAUGCUGAAGGCCAAGUUCUGCCUGGAGCCGCCGGGGGACACGUCGACGCGGCGUUCGACGUUCGACGCGGUGGUGGCCGGGUGCGUGCCGGUGUUCUUCGAGGACGCGUCGGCAAGGACGCAGUACGGGUGGCACCUGCCGCCGGGGAGGUACGAGGAGUUCUCGGUGACCAUACCCAAGGACGCGGUGAUGCUGGGGGGCGUGCAGAUCAUGGAGACCCUGGCGGCGGUGCCGGAGGAGGAGGUGGCCAGGAUGCGGGAGCGGCUUCUGGAGCUGGCGCCGAGGGUGGUCUACCGGCGGCACGGGAGCGCGGCAGAGAGGAUGAGGGAGGCGAGCAUGGACGCCGUGGACAUCGCCGUCGAGGGCGCGCUACGGAGGAUACGGAGGCGGGUGCGUGCUCUGAAGGAUGGUCAGCCGGAGGCCAUUUACGCGAUGGACGACGACGACCAAGAGAUCUAGCUAGUUGAUCAUAUCUUCCAGGUGGUCGCAAGCCUGUGAUGCAACAGAUGUACCAAAAUGAUAAGUGCCACAUAUGCGACACGAAAAAACACCGCCCUACGGUUCUGAUGUUGCAUAUAUAGAUCA